CAAUCAUUCUUCUUCUUCCUCUCUCAUUGAAGCUCUUACUCCCCAAGUACUCCAUAAUCUUCUUUUCCAGUUAAACCCUAGCUAACCCUCAGCUCUAAGUGUGAAAAGAGGAACUGAUUAUUGGAGUGAAGAUGGUGAUGGGUCAGCCAUUUAGUGGCAACAUGAAGAAAGCUCUUGCUGGCAUAAAACGUAUCAAUUUGGAAGGUCUGAGAUGGAGAGUGUUUGAUGCCAAAGGCCAGGUCCUGGGAAGGCUAGCAUCACAGAUAUCAACCGUGAUUCAAGGCAAAGAUAAACCAACAUACGCACCUAACCGCGAAGAAGGUGAUAUGUGCAUUGUGCUCAAUGCAAAGGACAUUUGUGUCACUGGGAGAAAACUCACGGAUAAGUUCUAUCGAUGGCACACUGGUUACAUAGGCCACCUCAAGGAGAGGAGUCUGAAAGACCAGAUGGCUAAAGAUCCAACAGAAGUUAUUCGCAAAGCUGUCCUGCGAAUGCUGCCAAGAAAUAAGUUGCGUGAUGAUAGAGAUCGGAAAUUGAGGAUUUUUACCAAUGAUGAGCACCCUUUUGCUGACAGACCUCUAGAGCCGUAUGUGAUGCCUCCUAGACAAGUUCGUGAGCUGCGCCCUCGUACAAGACGAGCCAUGAUUCGAGCUGAAAAGAAAGCUGAACAACAGCAACAAGGUACAAACAAUACAAGUAAAAGAAAAAAGAACAAGGAUGUGGAAGAAGAAGCAGUGAGCACAUGAAACAUAUGAAAUUUCGAGUUUGGGCUCUAUUUUCCAGCCAUAACGCGAUCUUGGCGUGGCUUCCGAGAUGAUUGAAAAUUUUCUAGUACCAUAUUAUGAGCUUGGAAUUUUUUUUUCUGGUUAGUUUGUUUACAUGUAUUUGUCUUUCACUUCUGGCUGAUGUUAUAUUUGCCUGGAAGAUGAACCAGGAUAGAUGAUACACUUGAGCAUUGUUAUUUCCAUAUGAUGCACCAAUAAUCCCUUCUUUCUAAGCUCUAGUUAGUAGUUAGUUCAUAUAUAACUACUAUAUAGUUAGUAGAGAAUGUUUAAACUAAUUAUAUGUAUUCAAUAUUGACAAUUCUUGUUUCCUUAGUCAA
Molecule: messenger RNA, 1102 nt
Organism: Solanum pennellii
Lineage: Eukaryota; Viridiplantae; Streptophyta; Magnoliopsida; Solanales; Solanaceae
Product: 50S ribosomal protein L13
Exons: 6
Coding region: 132-746 (204 amino acids)
Biological process (GO): translation; negative regulation of translation
Cellular component (GO): mitochondrial large ribosomal subunit; ribosome
Molecular function (GO): mRNA binding; structural constituent of ribosome
Source: RefSeq, a predicted model, not a curated record